This is a messenger RNA of Apis florea (little honeybee), 2815 nucleotides long. RefSeq names its product proline dehydrogenase slgA (gene slgA). Gene Ontology annotation, cellular component: mitochondrion. Gene Ontology annotation, molecular function: FAD binding; proline dehydrogenase activity. NCBI's taxonomy places the organism in Eukaryota, Metazoa, Arthropoda, Insecta, Hymenoptera, Apidae. The record is from RefSeq and is a predicted model, not a curated record.
AUGGCGUUUUUGAGAACGGUGCCGCGUUGCAGUGCCGGUAAAAAGUUAAGGAAGUGUUUACCACUUCCUAUUGGGUUUCUCGAGAACAUAACGAAGCCAUCGGUGCAGUUGGUGCAGGUGCACGAACGUGAAUACACCGGUACUACUACUGACGUGAAGCCGGCUCCACGGCAGAUUGAUCCUUUGGAUUUGAAGUUUAACGAUCCAAUUGCUGCUUUUAAAAGUAAAACCACGAAAGAACUACUUCGUGCCUACGUCGUUUAUCAACUAUGUUCGAUCGAAUAUAUUGUCGAGAACAAUAUGAAGUUGAUGAAAUUUGCCAAGCAAAUACUUGGGGAGACACUUUUUACAAAAUUUAUGAGAGCAACUUUUUACGGCCACUUUGUCGCCGGCGAAGACGAGCAGCAAAUCACUCCUGUCCUAGAUAGGUUACGCCAAUUCGGCGUGAAACCGAUUCUCGAUUAUUCCGUCGAAGAAGAUAUCUCGCAAGAGGAAGCGGAACGACGAGAAAUGCAAGGUUCCGUAUCAGAAGCUGGAGAUGAAAAAAGAGAAGGUCCCUUAAAAAAGUAUCAUGUCGCAAAACCAUUCGCGGAUCGUCGGUAUAAGGUAUCCUCGGCAAGAACGUACUUUUAUCUUAACGAAGCUAAUUGUGAACGAAAUAUGGACAUAUUCAUCAGAUGCCUUGAGUCUGUAGCUGGUGCUUCAAUGGGAGUUGGCUUUACCGCUGUUAAAUUAACUGCUCUUGGCCGUCCACAAUUAUUGCUUCAACUAUCAGAAGUAAUUAUGCGAGCGCGACAAUAUAUGUCGGACGUAGUUGGUGGUGAAGGCGCUGUUUUAACUCAUCAUGCUAAGCCAGAUGAUUUUAUGAAAAAAUUUGAGGAAGCACACAUCAAAGAUGAAGAAACAGUACAAAAGUUUCUACAAAAAAUUCAAUCGGAUAAAGAAGGUGUCAUUCACUUGUUCCCAUGGAGUGGUAUUCUAGAUGAGAACUAUGAGCUCAGUGAAACGUUCCAAGUACCAGAUAUUAAAACGGGAAAGAUGGUUAGGCUUAUGUCACAGCUUACGUCCAAAGAAGAGGAAAUGUUCCGAAAUAUGAUAAGACGUCUCAAUAAUAUCGUCACGGUGGCCGAUAAAUUAGACGUACGUAUAAUGAUAGAUGCCGAACAAACGUAUUUCCAACCUGCGAUAUCGCGAUUAACGUUGGAGAUGAUGCGCAAGUACAAUACACGUAAGGCCGUGGUGUUCAAUACGUACCAGACAUACUUGCAAGAGGCUUUUAAUGAAGUGAAAACGGACCUAGAACAGGCUGAACGUCAAAACUUCUACUUUGGUGCUAAACUCGUUCGAGGCGCAUACAUUGAACAGGAGAGAGCAAGAGCCGCAGCGAUGGGUUAUCCUGAUCCAACAAAUCCUACAUACGAAGCUACAACUGAUUCUUACCAUAGAACUUUAAUGGAAUGCUUAAGGCGGAUGAAACAAUACAAAGAUAAAGGAGAGGAUCCAAAGAAAAUCGGAAUUAUGGUUGCAUCACAUAAUGAAGAUACAGUACGCUUUGCGAUAGAAAAAAUGAAGGAGAUAGGAAUCUCGCCAGAAGAUAAGGUGAUUUGUUUUGGUCAAUUAUUGGGAAUGUGUGACUACAUAACAUUUCCACUAGGCCAAUCUGGAUAUUCAGCAUACAAAUAUAUUCCUUAUGGUCCAGUCAAAGAAGUAUUACCAUAUCUUUCUCGGCGUGCACAAGAAAACCGAGGUAUACUUAAAAAAAUUAGGAAAGAGAAACGUCUAUUGUUAACUGAAAUUAUGAGGCGUUUCGCGAGUGGGCAGAUAUUUUAUAAACCGAAGGGAAAUUAUACUCCCGUCUGAGCAGCUGGUCAUUUCGUUUGCACAGACAGAUUUUAAGUAUCAAACUUAAGUAGUGAUUGUAAAUUAUUCAAAAAAAAAAAAAGACUUUGUGGUAUGCAGAGCAAAUGCUCGCGCGUGAGAGUGAAUGGAAGAAAUAUGCAGUGUUAUUCAUUAUACAAAAUUGCCUUAGUGUGAAUAUUAUCAAGUGCAAACUGCUCAAUAUCGCACCAUGUGGUAGAACUAUGUUCAUUGCUCGUUAUGUGUAUGUUCAAUAUUAUAUUUGAAUAUGUUUUAUUUAAUGUAUAUUUUUUAAUACUGCUUUUUUUUUUACAAAGGAAGAAAAUAAUUGGGGUACUUCGAGAAUUAAGUAUAAAAUAAUCUUAUUAGCAAUGAUCUUUAAUAUUGAUCAUUUUUUUAUAAAUUGUUUCUACGAAGUAGCUUUAUAGCUCGAUAUAUUUCUAAUUAUAGAUCGAUAUAUUUCUAAUUAAAAAAAUAUACCUCCUUUGUCUGAAACUUACUAUAUUUUUGUGUUUUAUAUUUUAUUUAAGAAUCUCGUAGUGCGUGCGUGCACGAUUAUUUAUAGCGAAAGUGUUUGAAUAUAUGUUUAUAUACUUUAGUAUUGUUUACAUAUACAUAUAUUAUAUAUAUAUAUUAUAUAUAUAUAUAUAUUUCAUCAUUAUAUAUAUAUUAUAUAUGUAUAUAUAUGAUUUUUCAUAUGAAAGUAUAAACAAACAUAAAAUUAAAUCGAUAUAGCUCUAUUUAACUAAGUUAAAAUACUCGCGUGGAAUGAACAUUCGCUUCUAGUUUCAUAAUAUUUUGUGCGUAGUUACCAGAAACAGAUAUUACCAAAGUUGCUAGUAUUGGCAAAUUACGAGUCAUAAUGAAUUUCUGUUUAAUCAGAAAUAUUUGCUCAUUAUUCAAAAAAAAAAAAAAAAAAAAUGAAAAAAAAAGAAAAAGAAAAAAGAUAGAAAAAAAU